Molecule: messenger RNA, 2023 nt
Organism: Tribolium castaneum (red flour beetle)
Lineage: Eukaryota; Metazoa; Arthropoda; Insecta; Coleoptera; Tenebrionidae
Gene: Ythdc1
Product: YTH domain containing 1
Exons: 2
Coding region: 199-1509 (436 amino acids)
Biological process (GO): regulation of alternative mRNA splicing, via spliceosome; mRNA splicing, via spliceosome
Cellular component (GO): nucleoplasm
Molecular function (GO): mRNA binding; N6-methyladenosine-containing RNA reader activity
Source: RefSeq, a predicted model, not a curated record
UCUCCAAUAGAUGGCCACGAAUGCUAAGUGGAUGACAGUCACCAACUUAACCUAAUGAAAAUAACUAACAAUAAUAUUCCGUCAAUUCUCAAUGUGGUAUGGUCGGACACUUUAGGAUAAAUACAGUUUUACGAUUUCCAUGUGGAGAACAAAUUUUUGUAAAUAUAAAUCCAGAGUAAAUUUCUUAUAAGACGUAUUAUGAUGGACUCAAAAAACCCAAGUAAGAAUGGCAGUGUUGACGCAGAAAACUUGAACCUGAGCCUGGACAUGGGGGAUGAUAUGAAACUGGAUGAAGUUAACUACGAGAGCGACGUGUCUUCCAGUAGUUCCGACAGUUCUAGUGCACCUAGCAUAAGUUCAGUUAGUACGAAAUCAUCAACAAAAGGACGUGUAUCUCGACACAAAAGAAGUCGUUCAAGAGACAAAAGCAGCUCACCUGUUAUAAAACGUGCGCGGUCAAAGGAUGUCAGGGGUAAAUCAUACGACUACAUGACCAAAUUAAAUUAUUUGUUUCGUGACGCCCGUUUCUUUGUGAUCAAAUCAAAUAAUGCUGAAAAUAUAACGCUGUCAAAGGCGAAAGGCGUGUGGUCCACUCUCCCGCAAAACGAAGCAAAUCUAAACAAAGCUUACCGGGAAUCCAGAAAUGUUUUACUGAUUUUCUCCGUGAAAGAGAGUGGAAAGUUUGCUGGUUUUGCAAGACUGCAUAGUGAGUCCCGACACGAUGUGCCAGCCAUCUCGUGGGUUUUGCCUCCAGGACUGUCAGCUAAAGCUUUAGGCGGAGUGUUCAAAGUGGACUGGAUUUGCCGCAAGGAACUUCCGUUUUCCAACACCAUGCAUUUGUACAAUCCGUGGAAUGACGGAAAACCUGUCAAAAUCGGACGCGAUGGCCAAGAAAUCGAGCCAAGAGUCGCCGAGGAAUUGUGCCGUCUGUUUCCCGAGGAUGAAGGCAUUGAAGUCACGCCCAUCCUACGUCUGGCGAAAGAAGCAGCAAAAAAGAAUAAUCUGCGGGGACAUCGGCAUCCCAAAACUCGUAUGCCAAUCGCCGCUCAAACCUCCUUCAACUACAGGAGUCGGGGCUCCACCUAUCUGCGACGAAAAUAUUUUUUGUCAAACCGUGGGCUCACUUCCAGCUCAUACAGACGGUCCACGUCUCCGCCGAGGGCCAGGGAUCGGUUCUCGCUUUUCUACGACAGGGAGUCUCCAAGACCUUACACUGCAGCAGCUGCUGAAGCUUACGUUGCGGACUACAUGCGUACGAUGCAACAUCAACUACCUCCGUUGCCCUACGCUCCACCACCAGGACUCUAUGCGAGUUCUGCCUACGAAAGUUUGCCUCCACCACGGUACUAUGACGGACUACCUUUGCCCGAUUACUCGUCGUCAAGAAUUAGUUCAUAUUCGGAUAAGAGGUCGUAUGAUCGCUCAGUUGAUGAAUUUCUGUGGAGAACAAGUGACCGGUCGAGGGACAGGGAUAGGGAAAAUCGUCAACGGUACAGAGAUAGGCGGUGAAUUCGUAUUUAUAAGCUAAAAAUUCAACUUUUUCAUACUAAGUUUAAUUCAAAUUAUAGAUUUUGUAUUGUUUCAGAAUAUAAAUAUAUGUAUGUUUGCGUACUCUUUAAUUGAAAUAGAUCAAUAGCUCAUGCUAUUAUUGCAUUGUGAUGUUACAAUGAUCCAGGUCUUUGGAUUAUGUUAUUGUAAGCUACUUUAAGUUACAGGUUUAUUUGUUUAGUAAUUAAUGUUUAUUCUGUAUGGAGCACAUUUUCUUUCAGUAGUUGAAAAUGUUCAUUGUCAAGCAUUGCGUUAUUUAUUUUUAUUAUUAUAUCAAACAAAUUUUGAGUUUUGAAUUACUUGAAGACAACCCAGGUGUACGAGUAUAUGUUUUUUUGAUUGGCUUAUUUUUGUUAUAAUUUUUACGAAAUUAAUGCCCCCCGCAAGCUGGUUAUAGGUAUUAUUGAAUAAUUACUGUCAAGAUGAAGUUCAAUUGGACUUGUUAUAAACAGGAGAAAUACAUGUUUUCGUCAAA